This is a messenger RNA of Penicillium longicatenatum, 672 nucleotides long. RefSeq lists its product as uncharacterized. Lineage: Eukaryota; Fungi; Ascomycota; Eurotiomycetes; Eurotiales; Aspergillaceae. The coding region runs from base 1 to 672 and encodes 223 amino acids. The record is from RefSeq and is a predicted model, not a curated record. The transcript has a single exon.
AUGAAUUUGCCUUCUAUGUCCUCCAUGCACUUCUUUGAGGGAGGCGAUGGGCAGAUUCCUGGCCUUGAACAGCGAUCAGAAGUCACGCAGCCGAGGCGCACGCUAUUAGCCAUCUCUGUCCCUAUUAUCAAGUCUUGCCUUCUCUACUCACUGGCCAUCUGGGGCGCCUUCACAAUCAUUGCAAAACCAUUCCGUGUCAAUGAAGUACCUUUUAAAGGCCAAAUAUCUUCCAGCGUUGAGCCAAGGGGAUGCGAUUGUGGAGAGUCCGUCGCAGAGGCAAUUUUUCGCGGUUGCCGAUUCGACGGGCUCGCAAUGGCUUGGCUUCCAGAGCAUUGCCGCGACGAUGAAUUAGCGGAAGAAUUUAACACAAUGGGCGACGGCCCUGAUGGCACUUGGAUCUACUACGCCGAUCGGGAACGUACUAUCCAGAUUGACUCCGACGAGGUGGCAGCCUUAGCAGAUCACCCCGAGGCCUUGGUCCAUAUGAGCGUCCAGUGGCACACUAUCCAUUGCAUCUUUUACUGGCGAAAGCAGUUCCGGUCACGGUUCAAUGGCAAAAUAGUGGAGCCCAGGUCUGAUUCAGAGCACCACAUCAAGCACUGUGGAGAAAUUUUCUUGUCGGGAGGGUCGGGGACGAAAUCCGGGGUGGCUCUGAAUACGAACAUGGAAUAG